GCAGCAGGUCAAAAGGCUCAGGCGGAAACGACAGCAUGGUAUGCUAGCAUGGUACAGGCUCAGCAUAGACGACCUUUAGCGGAGAAGAUCUGGGCUUGCCACUCUGGGCACAACUGUUUGGCCUUGUGGCGCAGAACAACGUCAGUGGAGAUCCCAUUAACGAAUACGAGACACCUAGGGGAGCCGUGAACGUUCGCGUUCGCUCUGCUCGAGACCAGAGCGCAAGCACAUGGGACUCCGACGGUGGAGAAGAAUUAGGAUCGCCUCAUAUAAGCGUCGCUUUGGUAGCGUGAAGUCUGAAUCACCUCAUUUGCCGCACAACUCGUUACCUCACAGUUCAUCGCCUAUCAUGUCGUUCGCUGAAUUCUAUUACGACCCCUUUGUCGAGUUCAACCACAUGCUCGACCAGGCACUGACCGAGAGGAACGUUCCCGUUGCUCAGGCCCUGCAGGCUCAAGGGCCGCAGAGACACCGGAAUCGCGGACGUGGGCCGUGGCCGAGGUUGGAUGUGCACGAGAAUAAAAAGAUCAAUAAGGUCGUAGCUACGUUUGAGCUGCCGGGCCUGAAGAAAGAUGAUGUCAGCAUUGAGGUGCACAACAACCGCGUCGUUGUAUCGGGCGAAGUAAAGCAGCCCGAGGAAGUGGAAGAAUCUGAAUAUCCCGUCCACGAGCGCCACGUCGGCAAGUUCUCCAGGAGCUUCCAGUUGCCUGCUGGCCUUGAUACGAGCACCAUCAAAGCCAGCAUGGAAAAUGGUUUAUUGACCAUCUCCUUCCCCAUGGCUGCUCCUGAGACGGCGCCGAAGAAGAUCACUGUGGCGUAAAUAGGCAUCCACUCUGUGCCACUGUCGUCAUGAUUCAUAUUUGAUGUAGCUGACGGACAGUUCCGCUCGAAGUGUUUUUAGCGUAACAGUACCUGCAGCAGUCAUAACUGUAUACUAGCCAUGAUUAUUUUCAUAAACGAGCAGUUCAAAUAUCGCUGCAUGUGGAGUUCUGCUUGUACUCACGUAGGAUGAAGGGAAGUAGAGUCUACGACCUGCUUAACCGGAUGAUUAACACCCCGCA
Laetiporus sulphureus 93-53 is the source of this 1061-nucleotide messenger RNA. Its product is annotated as small heat shock protein. The transcript has 3 exons. Gene Ontology annotation, biological process: protein folding; response to hydrogen peroxide; protein complex oligomerization. The coding region runs from base 230 to 820 and encodes 196 amino acids. The record is from RefSeq and is a predicted model, not a curated record. NCBI's taxonomy places the organism in Eukaryota, Fungi, Basidiomycota, Agaricomycetes, Polyporales, Laetiporaceae.